AUGACCAAAAAAUAUAAUUAUUCAUAGGAAAUCAUAUUCUAUAUCAAUCAUUUGACACUAAUUCUUAUGUAAAUUAAGAAAAAGACAAUGUAAUAAGUUUUUGAUUCAUUAAUCUAUGAUGUGACUAUUAAACAAAAAUAAAACGAUUUCUCUUAUCUUUUAAUUGAUAACUUAUUCCAAUCUCAAACACAAAAAAUAUAAAUAUACUUAUUUAGCAUAUUCUUGUAAUUUUGA
Paramecium sonneborni is the source of this 234-nucleotide messenger RNA. The record is from the annotation of a GenBank genome assembly. NCBI's taxonomy places the organism in Eukaryota, Ciliophora, Oligohymenophorea, Peniculida, Parameciidae.